Messenger RNA from Ceutorhynchus assimilis (cabbage seed weevil), 650 nucleotides. The record is from the annotation of a GenBank genome assembly. Lineage: Eukaryota; Metazoa; Arthropoda; Insecta; Coleoptera; Curculionidae.
GACAUAAAUGACAUUUCUUGCCGGCCCUGUCAAAUUCUUUUUUGUAGUGAAAUUUUCCCGUUCAAAAUGGCGGAAGGCACUGCUACAGUACGUACCAGAAAAUUCAUGACCAACAGGCUGUUGUGCCGCAAACAAAUGGUCGUAGACGUUUUGCACCCUGGCCAACCUUCGGUCAAAAAAACCGACAUCAGAGAAAAGCUGGCCAAAAUGUAUAAAGUCACUCCUGACGUUAUUUUCGUUUUCGGGUUCCGUACUAACUUUGGAGGUGGAAAAUCUACAGGGUUUGCACUAAUUUACGAUACCAUGGACUUUGCCAAAAAGUUCGAGCCCAAACACAGACUGGCCAGGCACGGUUUGUACGAGAAGAAACAACAAACCCGUAAACAGAGGAAAGAAAGGAAGAACAGGAUGAAGAAGGUCAGAGGGACGAAAAAGAGUAAAGUUGGAGCUGCAGCCAAAAAGGGAGGAAAAUAAUAAUAAUAAGUAAAUGGAUCACCUAAAUAACAAGCCUUAAAUUGUGUGUAACAGCACAUAAUGCACCAGCUGGCAUUUAGGUAAUAAAUCUUCUUUUUUUUUUCCAAUAAAUAUUAUUUAAGUUGUACCACUGUAUUUUUAUUUAUAUAUUUAUUAUGGGUAUUGGAAUAUUACGC